Molecule: messenger RNA, 2735 nt
Organism: Portunus trituberculatus (swimming crab)
Lineage: Eukaryota; Metazoa; Arthropoda; Malacostraca; Decapoda; Portunidae
Exons: 8
Coding region: 351-1262 (303 amino acids)
Molecular function (GO): histone deacetylase activity
Source: RefSeq, a predicted model, not a curated record
GGCGUAGCGAGGUGUAGCUAGUUCGGUGUCUUCAUAGCUACAGCUGUGAUGGGCUAGGUAUACUAUGAGUACUCCUCAUCCAUUUUGCAAUAAUUAUCUGCAGCCUGGCAGUGAGGACGCCGUUAAGAAGGCAGAAACUGCAGCUGUCGCACAAAUUACAAGUUACGACUCUCCAAAAGCACUUUUAGCUCAUUCUCGAACUCGAACCCUUGAAGUAUUUCGGAUGCUUGUACCCCUGAGUCUGUGAUUGCCACAAACUUCCUUCAAAUAUCGAGCUAGUGAGGGAGGAGGCCAGGCCAGCACAAGAGGACCUGUAAUUCACUGUAUACAGCACCAUCUUCUGGGCUGAGAUGUUUGUCGCCUACAGGAGUGUCGUCAACAUUUCAGUUUGUGGUCAUGUGCACAAAUGGCGAUUCUACAGCAGGAUAAUGCAACACCUGCAUGAGGAGGAGUACAGGCAGGCGAAGUACCUUGCUGGGCUGCCCAUCGUUCAUCAUGAGAAGUAUGUGUGUCCCCUUCCCCCCAACCACCGAUUCAAGAUGAUGAAGUUUCAUUAUCUGUAUGAGAUCCUUUUAAGAGAUGGUGUCAUAAAAAAAGAUAAGCAGGUAAUACUGCCUCAAAAAGUAAGCAGAGAACUUGCAUCAGCAGCACACUCACAACUCUAUGUGGACAAGUUCUUUGAUGGAGAAACAUCAGCUGCAGAACAGCGGGUAACAGGAUUUGUUUGGACACCAGGACUGGCCAGCCGAGUAAGAUACGAAACAGGUGGGACUUGCCUGGCGGCCAAACUCAGCCUAGAGUGUGGCCUGGCAUGCAGCACUGGUGGCGGCACUCACCAUGCCUAUCCAGACCAUGGCUCAGGCUACUGCCUUAUCAACGACCUGGCUGUGGCGGCGUAUCAUCUUUUACAGUCUGGGAUGGUUGACAAGGUUCUGAUAGUUGACUUAGAUGUUCACCAGGGUGAUGGAACUGCAGCUAUAUUCCAAGAUCAGCCAGAUGUAUUCACCCUCUCCUUCCACUGUCAAAACAACUUCCCACUUCGGAAACAGAAGAGUGACCUUGAUGUCGGACUGGCGGUGGGCACUAAUGACAAGGAGUACCUCAACACCCUUGCUAAAUACUUACCUGACAUCAUGGACAGUUUUCGACCUGAUAUUAUCCUUUAUGAUGCUGGAGUUGAUCCUCAUGAGAAGGAUGAACUUGGCAAAUUGAAACUGAGUGAUGAUGAACAUGAGCACUUUGAAGUUUUACUUUCAAAAUGAAAUACAUAGUUAUUUUACUUAAACAGCACUUUUCAUUAGGGAAGAGAUGGGAUCAACAUUAAAUUUCAAGGUUUUUUUUUUCAAGUUUCUAAGGUAAAGGUAUGAAAACUAUAAUUAAAUUUUCAUACUUUCCAUUCAUAGGUUAUCUUUUUGAACAUUUGAUUCUGUGACAUACACUAAACAACUCUGUGAUUAUACUUUUUUCCUUGUGGCAUUAUGAAAUAUUGCUAUUUUUUUAUAUUAUAAGCAUCAGAGAAAUACAUAUUAUUUUAGUGAAUUUAUCUUAUUUUUUUUAUACAUUGUAAGGUUUUUAUUUUUGAAGUUUAAUAUAAGUUUUGCAAAUGAAAUGAGAUUCAAGUUCAGUGGCUUUAUUUUUUAUACAUUCUUAAUAGUGUAACCCUUCAUAACUUACAUAAGUAUCCAGAUAAUUUAUUGAUUUAUAUUGUUAAUCUGCAGGGCUUUAUCUUCGUGACACGUUUGUCUUAAGGGAAGCAGUGUGCCGAGGCAUCCCAGUCACCACUGUAAUAGGCGGCGGGUAUGAUGAGAUAAUGAGACUCUCAGCAAGACACACAAUCAUUCACCGUGUUGCCCAGCAAAUGUGGAACACUUAUCUCUGACUAUUCUGUCUCUCCAUCUAUUAUAAUGCUUAUUCACUGUCUUCCUCUCUGUUGUAGUGACAGUUGCUUGAAACUGAUGAGUGGCCACAACAAAAGAGGCUCCACUUAUACCUGUAUAUAUCCUUCAUCCAUGCACACUAUCUUUACUUUUUUUUUUGUUGUAGUGACAACUAGCAUAAAUUUGGUAGAGAUCCUCCUUUCAUUAUGUAUGUAUUAUGCUUCCUUGAAACUAAUAAUUUAUCAGAAUUUUUGAGAAAUAUAGCAAAUAAAACAAAAUGAAAUUAUGUAAGAUAUCAUACCAACAAUUCAUCCAUCACAGGAGAGGGUAUAGCUUGGCUUCACCUUGUAUGACCGAUGAAAAAAAAAAAAAAAAAAAAAAAAAAAAAAACAUGCAAUGGUAUUCCACCCAUGCUAUGGAAGGUAGCUAAAAAAGACGUAGAGUGGGGACUAGGGAUCCCCUUUCUAUGCAUCAUUAUUCCUACAGGAGGUGUGAUGUCUUGUCUUGACUAUCCCCUCUCACCUUGGUACAUGCACAGGUGUUUGCAGUGUACAGAUUUUGUAAUCCAUUAUUUCUGUUCCAAUGAUUCUGCUAGUUUUUGUAUAUUGCCUGGAAAAAAAAAAAGGACCACAUUUCAGUUCAAGGAACAACUAUGCAAGAAUACAAUAUAUAUAAUUUUCUCUUUGGAAAAUACUAUUAUGUAACAUACACAUUUACAUGUAUGAAACGUAAGUUGCUAAGCAGACUUUAUUCAGUUCUGAAUUUAACCAGUUUCAUGUUACUUUUAUCUCAGCAAGAUAACACUAAAAGUGGCCAUAAUUUAAACAUUAGAAAUCAAGGAUGCUUAACAAUGCUUCA